GUAGCAAGUUUUCGAGAAGUAUUUAAAGUUUCUAACAAAGAUGUGCUUAGAUGGUUUCCUGGCCACAUGGGAAAAGGAGUGAAACAAAUGGAAAAACAAUUAAAAAAUGUUGACUGUAUAAUUGAAGUGCAUGACUCACGAAUACCAAUAUCAGGUCGUUAUGCAGAUUUUAAAAAAACCUUAUUGGGAUUAAAACCACACAUUUUUGUCCUUAAUAAAAUUGAUUUAGCUGAUAAAACCUACAUGGCCCCAGCCUUAAAUAUAUUACGCAAAGAAGGCAUACAAAAUAUUCUUCAAACUAAUUUAAAAGAUGAAUCAUGCAAAGAGUCAAAAAAAAUUCUACCUUUAAUGCAAAAUUUGAUUGCUAAUUCUGAUCGAUUCAAUCGUUCUGAAGAAAAAGAUUAUAGUGUUAUGGUUAUAGGAGUUCCUAAUGUAGGUAAAUCCUCAUUGAUUAAUAGAUUACGAAGUACACACUUACGAAAAUCUAAAGCAGCUGCAGUUGGAGGAGUAGCAGGUAUCACUAGAUCUGUGAUGACUAAAAUUAAAAUAUCUGAAGAUCCUCUAGUAUAUUUAUUAGACACACCAGGAAUUUUACCACCAAAUGUUAAAGAUGCUAUCACUGGCUUUAAACUUGCACUAGUAGGUUGCUCUCAAGAUCAUCUAGUUGGUCCUGAAGUAAUUGCUGAUUAUUUAUUGUUUUGGUUAAAUAAAAACAAAAGAUUUGAAUACGUGGAAAAAUUACAAUUGAAAGAACCAACUGAUGAUAUUAUGGAAGUUCUGAUACAACUAGCUGUUAAAGAAAAGAAAGUUCUGAAGAGAAAAGAUGUUACUUUAGGGCGAAUUGUUGCAAGACCAGAUUUUAAUUCUGCUGCUCUUUCUUUUAUCAGAGCUUUUAGAAGUGGUGAAUUAGGUCUAUACUGCUUGGACAGAGAUAUUUUAACAUCGGAUGAUGAUUAAAUUUUUGAAUACGUUACUGAAAAAUAAUAAAUCUUGAGGCCAUUAUGAUAUACUUCUUAAAAAAAUUGUAGACUUUAUAUCUAUGAUAAGAAUAUAUGAUAUCUAUGAUAAACUGUCUAUGAUUGAUGUCUAUGAUAAACCAUGUCUCACACAAACAGAUCUCCAUGUAAUAUAUGUAAAUAAAUUCAAAAUUUAACUAGAAAAAAUUUUUC
Trichogramma pretiosum is the source of this 1169-nucleotide messenger RNA. RefSeq names its product mitochondrial GTPase 1. Gene Ontology annotation, molecular function: GTP binding; GTPase activity. The record is from RefSeq and is a predicted model, not a curated record. NCBI's taxonomy places the organism in Eukaryota, Metazoa, Arthropoda, Insecta, Hymenoptera, Trichogrammatidae. Gene Ontology annotation, cellular component: mitochondrion. The transcript has a single exon. The annotation marks the transcript as partial.